ACUUUUAAAUCAGCAUCACCUCCACCAUGAAGACGCUGAUUCUGUCUGCACUUCUUUGUGCUGUGAUCACACUGACCAGAGCUGCUGCUCUUUCAGACGCAAAGGAUGAAGGUGGGGAAGUGGCAAUAAUUCAAGAAGGAGAGCAUCAUAUCUUGGAGAGGUCAACAUCUUGUCCCAGUGGUUGGACUAAGAUCAGCGAUCGCUGUUUCCUCUUCGUUCCACGAACCAUGACUUGGGCUGAAGCUGAGAGAAACUGUCUGUCCUUAGGUGCACACCUUGCAUCCGUACGUAGAGCUGAGGAGUAUCAUCAGAUUCAAAGGCUGAUAGCAGAUAAAACUCAUGGGAAUCCACUGACAUGGCUCGGAGGCUCUGACGCUGCCCAGGAGGGUUUUUGGUUCUGGAGUGAUGGUACGCCUUUCACCUUUUCAUACUGGUGCAAAGGAGAGCCAAAUAACCUUAGGGGCCAGCACUGUUUACAAAUAAAUCAUGGAGAUAACAAAUGCUGGGAUGAUGUACAGUGUCGCAAUCGCCUUCCAUCCGUCUGUAUAAAGAAAACCAACUGAUUCCUGGGCUGACA
This is a messenger RNA of Micropterus dolomieu (smallmouth bass), 577 nucleotides long. RefSeq names its product ladderlectin-like. NCBI's taxonomy places the organism in Eukaryota, Metazoa, Chordata, Actinopteri, Centrarchiformes, Centrarchidae. The transcript has 6 exons. The coding region runs from base 27 to 563 and encodes 178 amino acids. Gene Ontology annotation, molecular function: signaling receptor activity. The record is from RefSeq and is a predicted model, not a curated record.